GCGUCCCAUGUGUUCCCAGAUUUCGUUUUCACUACCAGUAACCUGGUAGAUCACGUCAUUAACAAACUACAAUACAUUUCCUGCUAUUUAUGCUUUGACUGGAUUGCGUGUAUGAUGGUUAACGGGAUAGUAGGAUUGUUCAGUUGGAUAAUUGUGGUAACAGGUGGACUUACACAGACUGUCUCUUAUCUGGAGAUGAACCCUUCCAGAUUGGUGGUGAGGUAUGGAGACUCAGUUUCAGUCAACUGCAGUACAUCGGUAGCAGACCCUGACGGCAUGGGCUGGGAAGCAUCUCAGGGAGGCACAGGCUUGGUCGACGACGUCACAUCGCUCAUGUGGACAGUAGACAGCUGGGAAGACUGGAAUGGAAGUCCAAAGUGCUUCAUCAAUCUCAAGAAUGGAGAUCAGCUUGUGGAGACACUUGGGGUCACUCUAUACCAACUUCCAGACGUUGUGUCCAUCUCUCCUUUGAACCACACUGGACCAAUGUUGGAAGGGAAGAAGUACAAGCUGCAGUGUGACGUCCUCAAUGUUGCUCCUGUCCGGAACCUCACUGUGACCUGGUACAAAGGAAAUGAAACCAUAAAGACAGACUCUUAUAGUGACCAGAGUAAGACACCAGUGAAUGAGUCAUCUAUCCUCACCAUCACCCCAAGUAGAGAAGAUGACGGAGCACUGUACAGAUGCGAGGCUCAACUGAACCUGGGACCAGAGGGACCACAUCCUUCUCCUGUUAAUACAUCAGAACAUCAUAAUAUGUUAGUGCACUACCCACCAGUCUUCCUCAGUUCCAGCCCCAAGACCUUUGAACUUAAAAACGGGGAUGAAGUCACUUUUAACUGCACUGCCACAGGAAACCCUGCCCCUGUGUACAGCUGGCAGACCCCACAACCCCAGGAAAAUAUGGGGGAUCAACCUCUUUUUACCUCAUCCUCCCUACUACCAGGAACCUACAAUUGCACAGCCUCUAAUGAUAUUGGCAAACAAACCAAGCUGUUCAUCAUCAAGCGCAAAGGGGAUCGGACAACAUUCUGGGCUAUUUUUUUAUCAUUCUUGGGCCUGGCGCUUGUGAUCACCGGUAUAUAUGCAAUCUACAAAUACAAAGCGGGCCCAGAUUCUGUCAUAUGAACAGCUCUCUGUCUGGAGAGUUGAGGAAUGCCUCAUCAAAGAUUAGGAAUCAAGAUAAUGCAAGUAUGUUUUUAUAUGAUGCUAGCUUUAACCAUGCAAAUCUUUGUAAUCGAACAUUUAUUGUUAAAGGUAGGACCGGUAUUGUUGUUGAGACACUUUGUGCCAUUUGUGUGCCGACAAAAAAAGUUCUCAUCCUGAUAGCAACCUAUAAAUCUAAAGUUUUGAGAGUAAAAUUGAAAUAAAUCUGUGAGCAUCGCAGGACUGCACACGCCCACUCAUUUAGUUUGGACCAAACUUCAUGAUUGAAGGGUUUUGGAUCAAAUGCAAUGAUCCCAGCAGUUUCAGGCAGCAUGUUCAUGUGUUUGGGGGGAGUGGCUUUGAAGGGGGUGGGAUAUUUUAGUGGUUUGAAUUAUCUCAAAUUCAAGCCAAAGUUGCUAAAUUUGCAAAGCUUACCAAUCCUACCUUUUUAAAUCUGUGUUUUUUGUGCCAGAUAAGUGAGUUGACAGUUCAAUUGCUUUUUCCCUGGCAUGUUUUUAGUGUUCAAUUUCUCUAAUCUCAAACCAACUAAUCUCAAAUACUGAGGGUGCUUUUCCACUGCUUAGUAAAGGCAUGACAGGACCUGCCUACUUGUCUUUUUGGGUUUUCCAUCAGGCAGAUCUAGUACUCUUUUUUUUUUUUUUGGUGUGUGUGUGUAUUCUUAUGGACUACCUCCCAUAGAGAAUCCAAGCGGGCUCAGGCAAUACCCAACAGUGAUGUGAAAAUACUGCAGACUGCUGGUUGGUCAUAGAAAUUGCAACAUGGGACAUUCUGCACAAAUCUGCAGUUUAAAAAAGGCUAAGCUACAAUUGCUGCUUUUUUUUAUUUAUUAAUUGGACUACCCAGUUAAAUGGCAACCAACAAAACCAUGCCAUAGUCAAUUGAGGAGGUGCAGGUAUUGCUUUGUUUGGUUGCCAACAAAAAUGAUCCAGUGAGAUCCAGCACAUUUAAGACACCGUCACAGCAGUUUCAUGAUGCAUCGCUAUGACAACCAAAGUACCUGGUACCAAAAGCAAAUCAAGUUGAGGCACUACCAAAACCGAAAAGUGGCUUAAUAUAUAUUUCACCCUGAAGCCUGCUAAAUACAUAGUUUUAGAGGGCAUAUGAAUAUUAAUAAUAAAAGAGUGUGGUGGUUUACUGCCGGUACUUAAAUGAAGAUUUCAAACUUUAAGUCCAUCUUCUUGCAAAUGUUGAACUCUAUGCAUGAUUUUUAACGCUAUCCACUAUAGGUACUGGACAUCGGUAGGGUAGCUCUAUGGGUGUGAUUUUUUAAAAUAUAAUUAAGAUGUGGGAAAAUGCUAUAUUGAUGCUCAAGGAUUAUCAGGGAUGCAUUAUACCAUAUACUAGGUGUGAUUGUCUGUUGUUCUAACCCAUGACAUGCAUUAUCAUUUAAAACUGUAUUUUUAAAGGGAUUUUUUUUGUCAGUUGUCUCAUGUAAUUGUGGUUUUACUGCUUGUUUUUCUUUACUAAAAAAAAUAUGUAUUUAUGUUCAAAGUUUCAAGUUCUUAAAAACAACUGGUGCAAAUAUGAAUGUAAUUUUUUAUGUACAGCAUUUCUGUUCAAUUUCAGUCAACUAUCAUGCCAGUCAUGUAUGUUUGGAGGGAGAAUGCUAAUCAAGUAAAUAAGUAUGUUUUAGUGUG
Hypomesus transpacificus is the source of this 2804-nucleotide messenger RNA. Its product is annotated as vascular cell adhesion protein 1-like. Gene Ontology annotation, cellular component: membrane. NCBI's taxonomy places the organism in Eukaryota, Metazoa, Chordata, Actinopteri, Osmeriformes, Osmeridae. Gene Ontology annotation, biological process: cell-cell adhesion. Gene Ontology annotation, molecular function: integrin binding. The transcript is spliced from 5 exons. The record is from RefSeq and is a predicted model, not a curated record. The coding region runs from base 112 to 1128 and encodes 338 amino acids.